Molecule: messenger RNA, 3045 nt
Organism: Besnoitia besnoiti
Lineage: Eukaryota; Apicomplexa; Conoidasida; Eucoccidiorida; Sarcocystidae
Product: putative chaperone clpB protein
Exons: 2
Coding region: 1-3045 (1014 amino acids)
Biological process (GO): cellular response to heat
Cellular component (GO): cytoplasm
Molecular function (GO): ATP hydrolysis activity; ATP binding
Source: RefSeq, a predicted model, not a curated record
AUGCUGAGCCAGGCUUGUCGCCGUCCGGCCCCCGGGCGCGGAAGGGUGGAGCUCUGCUGGAAAAAAAUGACGCUACCACGCACUGCGUCGGUGAGGCGCACGUUCGGGGCUCCUUCGUGGCUCUCUACUAAAAGCUGUUUCAGAGAUGGCCAUUGGUGGUUCUUCACGGCUGCUCAGCGUACUGGAUACAGCGUGUCUGCUACCCCAGUACUGGGACUGGAACGCCCGGGUUGGUCGGGGCUCGCACGGACGGCGGCAUUUUUCCAGAAGUCCUGCUUUUCGGCAACGAGUCACCCAGGAUUCUCGCUGAAAGGGGAAGACUACACGGACCGAGCUCUCGAGGCUUUGGCAGGAAUGAUCUCACUAGCACAGGAAUACAGUCCCCCGACACUGGAGACGGAGCUUCUCGUGCUGGCUCUCUUGAACCAAGGCGAAGAUGGUCUUUUCACAGUGGUCAUGAAGCAGGCGGGGGCGGAUCUGGUCCAGCUACGGGGAGGGCUGUUGGACUGCGUUCAUCGGAAUCCGACAGUUUCCGUGGGCGGCACUCGGUCCCUGGGUCCUGUCCUUCAAAAGGUUCUCUCAGCUGCGAACAGCUUGCGGUUGCAGUGGCAAGACGAUUACAUCUCCGUCGAACACCUGACAGCAGCUCUUGCAGACGAGGACUCAAGAUUCCUCGUGAAAUUCCUCAAAGAGUCAAACAUAACAGCCAAUGACGUCAGACAAGCCGUGAAGGCUAUCCGGGGCACCCGGCGAGUGAAUACCAAAACUCCCGAGACAUCGUAUCAGGCCCUGAACAAGUAUGGCCGAGAUCUCACCGCAGCUGCGGCGGCCAACGAGCUAGAUCCUGUGGUAGGCAGGGACAAAGAAAUCCGGCGUGUCAUCCAGAUUCUCAGUCGCCGCACAAAGAACAAUCCAGUUAUUCUGGGGGACCCUGGUGUGGGCAAGACAGCCAUCGCAGAAGGCCUUGCGCAGCGGAUUGUUUCAGGAGAUGUUCCCGACACUUUGGCAGGUCGCCAGCUCAUCUCGCUUGACCUCGGCGCGCUGUUGGCGGGGGCCAAGCUCCGCGGUGAGUUCGAGGAGAGGCUUAAGAGCAUCACCAAAGAAGUCCAGGAGAGUGCCGGGCAAAUUAUCUUGUUUAUUGAUGAGAUACACAUGGUUGUUGGCGCCGGGACCGCCGGCGAGAGCGGCAUGGACGCCGGCAACAUUCUCAAGCCGAUGCUCGCGCGGGGCGAACUUCGCUGCAUCGGAGCGACGACGCUGGAUGAAUACAGAAAGUACAUUGAGAAAGACAAGGCACUCGAACGUCGCUUCCAAGUGGUGCUUGUCGACGAACCGCGAGUAGAAGACGCCAUUUCCAUUCUCCGAGGUCUCAAGGAACGCUACGAGAUGCACCACGGCGUCAGCAUUCGCGACUCCGCGUUGGUGGCAGCCUGCAUUCUGUCUGACAGAUAUAUUCAAGAUCGAUUUCUGCCCGACAAAGCGAUUGACUUGAUAGACGAGGCUGCGUCGAAGCUGAAGAUCGAGGUGACGUCCAAGCCUACGCGCCUGGAUGAAAUAGACAGAAAGCUGAUGCAGCUGGAGAUGGAGAAAAUAUCAAUCGUGUCAGACAUGAAGAGUGGGCAGGACGCAGCUGAGCAGCAGCGGCUGCAAGCGCUGGAGAAGAAGAUGGCGGACCUUAAAGAGGAGCAGUCGCGUCUGAACGCCGUUUGGGAGCAGGAGCGCGCGGAGAUCGCCAAGAUCGCAGACUUGAAGCAAGAGAUCGACGAAGCGAAAGUGGAGCAGCAGAAGGCGGAGAGAGAAUACAAUUUGAACAAAGCCGCCCAGAUUCGCUACGGGAAGAUUCCCGACCUGCAGAAAAAGCUCGCAGCGCUGGAAGCAGAGGCGAAGCGCGAGGAUCUUUCUUCCGCGCGGCUUCUCCGUGAUACCGUCACCGCGGAGGACGUCGCACAAGCGGUUGGGUCGUGGACAGGCAUCCCCGUCAGCCGUUUGGUGGAAGGAGAGCGAGAGAAGCUUCUUGGGCUGGAGCGCGCGUUGAACGAGAGGGUGGUUGGGCAAGAAGAAGGCGUUCGCGCUGUGGCUGAAGCGAUACAGAGGUCGCGCGCAGGCUUGUGCGACCCUAACCGCCCGAUCGCCUCCCUCGUCUUCUUGGGGCCGACGGGGGUCGGCAAAACGGAGCUCUGUAAAGCUCUCGCGCGACAACUGUUCGACACGGAAGAGGCGCUCAUUCGCUUCGAUAUGUCUGAGUACAUGGAAAAGCACUCUACAGCGCGGCUCAUCGGGGCUCCCCCCGGCUACGUUGGCUUCGAUAAGGGCGGUCAGCUGACGGAGGCUGUGCGGCGCAGACCUUAUGCAGUGUUGCUGUUCGACGAAAUGGAGAAGGCGCACCCUGAGGUGUUCAAUAUUUUCCUGCAGAUUCUCGAGGACGGAAUACUGACUGACAGCCACGGCCACACCGUGAGCUUCAAAAACUGCAUCAUCAUCUUCACGUCUAACCUCGGCAGCGAACUGCUGCUGCAGUCCGCGGGCACCGAAAACCGCGAGGGGAUCCGCCAGACCUUGAUGGAAAUCGUGAGGUCGCGCCUGCGCCCGGAGCUCGUGAAUCGCAUGGACGAGUUCGUCGUCUUCAACCCUCUCAGCGAGGUGAAGCUUCUGGGGAUCUUCGACUUGGAGCUCGCCAAGCUGCAGCAGCGCCUCUCUGAUCGCCGGCUGACGUUGAGUGUGACUAAGCUGGCGAAGGAGGACAUCGUGAAGGGGGCGUACGAUCCGAAUUUCGGCGCCAGGCCCCUGCGACGAGCUGUUCAACAUUCCCUCGAGACGCCUCUCGCGCGUCUGAUUCUUUCAGGCGUAAUCAGCCACGGCCGUCGCAUCGGCGUGGCUGCGCGACGUGAAGAGCUGCCUGGCGCGAGCGAGGCAAUCUCAGAUGCGAAGAUUCCAGAAGGCCUGCGCUUCUUCCUUUUCCCUCAAGAAGGCACCGUGCCACAGAUCGCUGCGCACGUGGAGAGCACGAGGGACGCCGAGGCAGAGGAACCAGGCGCUGCUCCGUGA